UUACCACCAGUCAGUGGUUUAACAACAGUCGGUCAACAUGUUUUAUUUUGCGAUUUUCCUAGCAUUGGUCGCCUUAGUCGUGGUUCGGUUUCUUCAUGUACGCUGGAAACUACUACAAGUUAUAAAGCACUUCCCUGGACCGAAACCGAACUUCUUGCUGGGAAAUUUGAUGGAGUUUCAGACUGACAUACCGGGCAUCUUCAAACGAAUGGUUGAACUACACGAGGAAAAUGGACCCGAUAUCGUUACGUGGGGUGUCGGGAAUGACAUCAUGCUCAACGUUAGCAGCGCCCGUAGCGUCGAGAAAGUUCUGAUGGCUAAAGCGACGGAGAAGUCCGUAAUUUAUGAUUACAUUGAACCUUGGCUUGGUAAAGGUCUACUGAUUUCCUCUGGGGAGAAAUGGUUCCAUCGACGAAAAAUUAUCACUCCUACUUUUCACUUUAAAAUUUUGGAAGGAUUCGCUGAAGUCUUCAACCGGGAAGCUAAUGUGCUGAUGCGGAAACUGGAACGACAUGAUGGGGCAGGAGAGUUCGACAUUUACGACUACAUCUCACUGUACGCGUUGGAUAGCAUAUGCGAGACAUCGAUGGGGGUGCAGAUUAACGCGCAGGAGGACCCGACGAAUCAGUACGUGUGCGACGUGAAGCGAAUGAGUGAGCUGAUUUUACUACGGAUUUUCAGCCCAAUCAGUGCGUUUAAUAGUGUGUAUUGGUAUUUGGUACCGAACGCCUGGGAGCAACGAAAAUUAAUACGCAGAUUGCAUCAGUUCACGGAUUCGGUAAUCAAUCAACGUCGCGAACAAUUGCGAAACAAUAAACAACUCGGUACGAUAGAAUUCGAUCUUAACGAAGCGGAUAUGUAUUCGAAGCGGAAGCAAACUUUUCUUGACCUUUUACUGAACGUCACAGUCGAUGGGAAACCGCUAUCAAACCUAGAUAUUCGAGAAGAAGUGGACACGUUCAUGUUCGAAGGUCACGAUACGACCACUUCCGGAAUAGCGUUUACAAUUCUGCAACUGGCCAAGAAUCAAGAUAUUCAGCAAAAAGUUUACGACGAAAUCUUGUCCACUUUGGGUAAGGACAGCUGUAAAACAGCUACUCUGACUUACAACAAUCUACAGGACUUCAAGUACCUGGAUAUGGUGGUGAAAGAAUCACUCCGUUUGCUACCGCCAGUGUCCUUUAUCGGGCGUAAGCUGGUCGAGGAUACGGAAAUUAAUGGAGUUAUCGUACCGGCUGGAGUUGACAUGACCGUCCCGAUCUACGUUGUCCAUCGGAAUCCAGCGGUAUAUCCUGAUCCGGAACGCUUCGAUCCUGAACGCUUUGCUGAAAGCGCCGAGAAUCGGCGUGGUCCCUUUGACUACAUUCCCUUUAGUGUAGGAUCGAGAAACUGUAUCGGGCAGAGGUACGCACUGAUGGAACUGAAGAUUACAAUUAUCAGACUUGUGGCGAACUAUCAAGUGCUACCAGGAGAGACGAUGAAAAAUAUUAGAUUUAAGACGGAUUUAGUACUUAGACCGGCAGAAGGUAUACCGAUUAAGGUUAUCGCGAGAAAAUAAAAAAAUCAAUUAUACUUA
Messenger RNA from Topomyia yanbarensis, 1576 nucleotides. Its product is annotated as cytochrome P450 4C1-like. Gene Ontology annotation, molecular function: oxidoreductase activity, acting on paired donors, with incorporation or reduction of molecular oxygen; monooxygenase activity; heme binding. NCBI's taxonomy places the organism in Eukaryota, Metazoa, Arthropoda, Insecta, Diptera, Culicidae. The transcript has a single exon. The record is from RefSeq and is a predicted model, not a curated record. The coding region runs from base 38 to 1558 and encodes 506 amino acids.